AUGAUAACCGGAACAACAACUUUUGACCAGUUAUCAUAUGAUAAUGAGGGGAUUGAAAAGUCAACGGAGGAUUCACCAACUUUCUCAUCAAAAAAUGGUGGUACUUCCAAGGUCCUACCUUUUGAGUUGAGAGUGCUUGAAAUUUGCCUAAAAUUUGUUUGCAAGUGUCUAGAAUCCGAGGCUAGCACACUAGAGCAAGAAGCAUAUCCAGCUUUGGAUGAAUUAUUAGUAAGUGUCAGCACGCUUAAUCUCCAACGCGUUCGAACUAUAAAGAGUCGUCUUGUUGCUCUGUAUGCCCGCGUCCAGAAGGUGAGAGAUGAACUUGAACAUUUACUGGAUGAUGAUAUGGAUAUGGCGGAAAUGUACCUUACCGAUAAGCAUAAUAAGCAGUACGCUGAAGAACCGGAACCAAAAGAUGAUACCGAGGAUGACAGCGAUGAAGACGGAGGGAGCAGUAGAAGUAGCAGUGCAGACUUAAGUGGCCAGAAGCCAAAAGUUGAAGAGUUGGAGAUGCUAUUGGAAGCAUACUUUGCCCAACUGGAAGGAGCCUUGAGCAAACUAUCCACUAUGCGGGAAUAUGUCGACGAUACGGAGGACUACAUCAACAUCAUAUUGGAUGAGAAGCAGAACCAGCUGCUGCAAAUUGGAGUUGUAAUGAGCACAGCAACAAUGCUUCUGAAUAUAGGCCUUGUGAUUGGAGGUAUACUUGGGAUGAACAUCAGCAUACCGCUCUUCAGAGACGGUGUCCCUAUGCAGUUCUAUAUGACCACUUUCGGGGUUUGCGCCGGCAUUAUUGUAUCGUUCGCUGCGGCCGUCCUAUCCAUCAAGAAAAAAGGGUUGCUUGGAUAAUUGAAUACGAACCAAACAGAGACUUAAGCAUGGUGUUCAAAUCUUACCGUCAUGAGCAGCAACUUUCUCCUCAUCUAUUUUACCUCAGAUUGUAAAGAAAGCAUGGAACAAAUGCAGUAAGUAUCUAAUUGUAAGAAAAACCACUCAGAAAAAGAAAAAGAAAAAAAAGAAAGUUUGUACUGGUGUAGCUAUUCUAACUAAAGUAUGAUGCCAGUUGCUGAAAGUAGUACAGGUAUUGAGUAUACUAUAUAAUCAUCAAUAUGAUCUGCCUAUGGAAUAUUUUAAAUUAUCGUUGACUAAUCAUGUUUAGAUAUACACUUACGUAAAGGGUUCACCUGCAUCAGUUAAGGUUGGGAAUAAAUGAUUACUCUAUAGAAAUAAUCAAACAUGUGAGUCCAUACCUGUGGUUCCAUUCUAAUAUUUUUCCAUCUCAGCACCAGAACCCUAGAACUCGAGCACAGCUUCUUCACCACAGCCAAUCAGAAUCGCUAGCACUGGGCCGAACUAAAUUGAUGCCCUUUGCCAAUUAACCUUUCGGAUUCAGGCACCGGAGAGGGAGGGCAACAGAUGGAUUGCAGGCC
Rhododendron vialii is the source of this 1430-nucleotide messenger RNA. Its product is annotated as magnesium transporter MRS2-F-like. Gene Ontology annotation, biological process: transmembrane transport; magnesium ion transport. The transcript is spliced from 7 exons. NCBI's taxonomy places the organism in Eukaryota, Viridiplantae, Streptophyta, Magnoliopsida, Ericales, Ericaceae. Gene Ontology annotation, cellular component: membrane. Bases 1 to 849 code for a protein of 282 amino acids. Gene Ontology annotation, molecular function: magnesium ion transmembrane transporter activity. The record is from RefSeq and is a predicted model, not a curated record.